AACUGGAAACAACAUGUACUCUGUCACAAUACCAAAAUCAGACAGAGAAAUGUGCAAUUUCUUUCGUGUAAGAAUGAAAUGGAAUAAAGUUUGUGAUAGUGGCAGCGAUUGGAGUAAGUGGAGUCCCUUGGUCAUUUGGAGAAAUGGUUCUGUGUUAGACUCCUGCCAUGAUAACCCAACAAAAAAUGAAAGAAUAUUAUCCAGCAUUAACUCCAAUGCACCAUUUCUAAUUAUUGCGUUAAUGGCUGCUAUUGCUAUGCUGUUGUAUUGUACAUACAAAACCAAACGAUUAAGACAUGUACUAAUCCCUGAAAUACCAGACCCAAAGCAUGUAUUUGAUGAUCUGUUCAGUUAUUAUGAUGGAAAUGUCCAGGUGUGGCUGGGUGCGUCUGAGGCAUCCAGCGAUGAAUUUAAACCGUUGGAGUGUAAACAUAUUUGCAUUGUUGAGGCGGAACCAGAACAGGAACAGGAAGUGGAGGAAACAAUGAUAAAUUAUGAAAGUGUGAACCAGAUCAGUUGUGAGAUAUCUCAUGCAAACACAGCUGAGACAUCUGUGGUCUCUGAUAAUCCCAAAACUGAGGACAAUGCUAACUUUCAAUUGAACGAAAACAUGUAUGUGACCUGGUAAUACCAGCAAAACAAGUUCGGCUUGUUUUAAGUUGUCUUAGAGAAAGCUGGUCGUCUCCUUGAGGAGCUACAGUAUCAAUGCCUGCUUACCAGGAGAUUUUUUCCACAGAUUUUUUUUUUAGCUGGAAUUAUAUAUUUAAUGUAAAGACCAUACAAAUUUCAGAAAGAUCUAAAUUAAUUUUAUCAGAAACAAUUUUACUUACAUCAACCUUAAUCUACCUGUCUUUAUACUUCUGCUGAUAACACCAAUAUAUUGCUCAUGUAUAAAAUUCUAAGCAUGAUGUCUAUGUAUAUAAUGCAAUUUUUCAGUAGCUGCUAUAUGGUAUAAUAUGUGACAUUCAUGUUCAAAUGUCCCUUUCAAUGUACAGUGAUUACUCAAUUCAUUUGUAUUGCACGAGUAAGAGACCUACCUUUAAAAUGCACCUAAUAUUAUAUGCCCAAGCAUUAUCUUCCAGUGUUAAUUAGUUUUCAAAUUGUAUUCUUCCAUGUAGAGGGACUAUGGGACUUUCAUUGUCUAUGCUUAGGUUCAAUUACAAUGAAAUGACAAUGGUAGCUUCACAAAAUGUGGCAAUGGCUCGUGUCUGUUAAUGUAAUAGACAAAAAAAAAAUAAAAAUGAAUGCAAAUGCUCACAACAACAAAAAAAAUCCCUGGAACACCCACAACCUAAAAUAGUAGCAUUAAGCUGAUAACAAUGAAAUAAUUAUAAAAAUCACAUACCCCCUGUGCUUACCAUAGUCACACAUGCUCUUUGUAAAAUAAAUGUGUCUACUGCACCCAGAAUUGGAGAUAAGGAGAUUCCAUGAUUGUUUGUCGAGGUACUAUUCAUAAUGUUUUUUUUUUUAUUUAUUUUUUUUUU
Molecule: messenger RNA, 1484 nt
Organism: Polyodon spathula (Mississippi paddlefish)
Lineage: Eukaryota; Metazoa; Chordata; Actinopteri; Acipenseriformes; Polyodontidae
Product: cytokine receptor-like factor 2
Exons: 4
Coding region: 14-628 (204 amino acids)
Biological process (GO): cytokine-mediated signaling pathway
Cellular component (GO): external side of plasma membrane
Molecular function (GO): cytokine receptor activity
Source: RefSeq, a predicted model, not a curated record